Molecule: messenger RNA, 16889 nt
Organism: Callorhinus ursinus (northern fur seal)
Lineage: Eukaryota; Metazoa; Chordata; Mammalia; Carnivora; Otariidae
Gene: TRANK1
Product: tetratricopeptide repeat and ankyrin repeat containing 1
Molecular function (GO): protein binding; ATP binding
Source: RefSeq, a predicted model, not a curated record
CUGCGUCUGCAGACUUCCAGCAAUGCAGACGGGAAGGGAGACGGGUUUUGUGCGGGGCCGGGCGGCGAGCCCUAAGUUCGUCUCCUCACAGGAUGGACCCCACAGCUUACGCCGAGCAGCUCAAAGAGGCUGGCAACCACGUCCUGAAGAACGGGAACUUCUCUCUCGCCAUCAGAAAGUACGACGAAGCCAUCCAGAUUCUCCUGCAGUUAUACCAGUGGGGGGUCCCCCCCAGGGAGCUGGCUGUGUUGCUGUGCAACAAAUCCAGUGCGUUUUACAGCCUUGGGAAAUGGAAUGAGGCCUUCGUGGCAGCCAAGGAAUGUCUCCAGUGGGAUCCAACCUACGUGAAGGGAUACUACCAAGCUGGCUAUUCCUUACUGCGGUUGCGCCAACCUUAUGAAGCGGCUCGCAUGUUUUUUGAGGGUCUGCGACUUCUGCAAGGCACUCCAGACCAGAUCCAGGUUGCUGAUUUCCUCGUGGGAGUCUUCACCACUAUGGGCAGUGACCCCAUUGUUUUGCAAAGUUUCUUGCCCUGUUUUGAUCAUAUUUUUACUACCGGAUUCUCAACAGAAGUGUGGCAAUCUGUAAUAGAAAAGUUGGCAAAAAAAGGAUUAUGGCAUUCAUUCCUACUUCUGUCGGCGAGAAAAGACCGGCUACCGAGAGAUAUCCAUGUCCCAGGGUUAACACUGAAGAGUCUCUUUGAGCAAUACGUCUUCAUUGGACUUUAUGAGAAGAUGGAACAGGUGCCCAAAUUAGUUCAGUGGCUCAUCUGCCUUGGUGCAAGUAUUGAGACUAUAGGACCAUACCCUCUUCAUGCCCUCAUGCAACUCUGUAUCCGAGCAAAGGAAAACCAUCUUUUCAGGUGGUUAAUGGACCACAAGCCCGAGUGGAAAGGCCGCAUCAACCAGAAGGACGAGGAUGGCUGCACUGUCCUCCACGUCGUCGCCGCGGCCCCCUCCCCAGGAUACCUCAUCAAGCGGCAAACAGAGGAUGUGCAGAUGCUCCUGAGCUUUGGGGCAGACCCUACCCUGCUGGAUCGACAGUCCCGUUCUGCCAUGGAUGUCCUGAAGAGGAAUAAGAACUUCAAAGCCAUUGAGAAAAUCAACAGUCACUUGGCAAAGCUGGCUGCAUGUUCUAAGGACCUAUCAGGACUGAACAAUGGUGAUGGACCUGUUAGUGAGACUGACAUUUUCCGGAACGCCUCUGAGCAGCUGGUGAAGUACAUGAACUCAGGAAACCGGCUACUGCAUAAAAACUUUCUGAAGCAAGAAGUCGUUCAGAGGUUCUUGCGCCUUCUUUCUUCUCUGCAAGAAAUUCCUCCUGACCUGGUCUGUGACAUUAACCGUGACUGCGCCAACACCUUCAUCAAGUUUUUACUGGAGAAACAGAAAUGGCCAGAAGUGCUUCUGUUGCUGACCCGCAAAGUGAGUGGGGAGCCACCGCUGGGAGACUGUCUCAUCAAGGACUGCAACUUCUCAGACCUUGACCUCUGUGCUGUCAUCCCCCGCCUCAGCACCUGGGACCCUCGGAGGAUGCAGCUCCUGGGCUGCCUCAUCGACAGUGGAGCCUUGCCCGAGGGUCUCCAUGACAGCCAGGAGACGCCGCUUGUCAUGUGCCUGAAACAUGAGGACUUUGAGCUGGCGUUUCUUCUCUUGACCAAGGGUGCAGACCCCCGCAGUAUCUCCCUCACGGAAGGUGAUACUCCUUUGCAUGCAGCACUCCACAUCUUUUUAGACAUCAAAGCUGACACCGGUUUUAACUUCCUCAGCUACCUGUUGGAUCUCUUCUGGUCCAAACCCACUGAAUUUUUCUACCUCAACCCCAACAGCCAGGAUAGCAAUGGGAACACGCUGAUGCACAUCAUCUUCCAGAAGGGCAUGCUGAAGCGCAUGAAGAAGCUGAUAGACCUGCUGGUGAAGUUUGACAUCAACUUGAACUUGAAGAACAAAGAAGGCAAAGACGCGAGGCACCGGAUUAAGAAGAACGAUGCUCUGCUCUUGGCCUGGAACAAAGCUCUGAUGGAGAGCAAGCGGAGGAGCCGGCAGGACUCUACUGCCCACCCAGGGAAGCUCCCGAGGCCCACUGCCUCUGGUCACACGUCUCAGCUCAAGUCCCAGGGUUCAUCCAAGUCACUGCCAUGCAGCGUCCCUGCCAGGACCCUGCCCGAAGGAACCAUGGUCCCCGACAGCUGGGAGACUCUCCCGGAUGCCCAGGCGAUGGGGCAGGAGCCUGGAGCUGUCAGGCCCUGCUCUCUGAGAGACCGCCUGGUGCAGGACAUCAUGGGUUUAAUUCAGCAGGUUGAAUUGGAUACGUCCCUCCCCGAGGACUGUCCUCAGGACUCUGAGCCUCUGGAGAUAGGCAUUGGUACAGAAGCAAAGAAGGACGAGCUCCAGCGAGCCCUGGGGCCUCAAGGCUCUGACUCUAGUGGGAACAACCACAGCGUCCUUGAGGCAGGGGGUGGAUGUGCUCAGGCAGGCCUUGGGGCCUCGCAGCUCAUGCCUGCUGGCCACAGAGGGAGUGAGGGCAGCGAUGAUCCAGGCAGCCAGAACACGCAGGAGAUCGAAGUCUGCCUCCAGGACUUUGAGAACAUGACGUGGGAGAUCGAGUGCACUUCGGAAAUGCUGAAAAAGCUGUCCAGUAAGGUCAUGACGAAGGUCAUGAAGAAGAAAAUCAUCCUAGCUAUCCAGCAGCUGGGGAAUGGUGAGUGGACGCAGGGCCUGCAGAAACGGCUGAAGCACCUGCAGGGAAGCAUCCAGCUCUUCGAGGCCAAGCUGGACAAGGGGUCUCGAAUGCUGUGGGAGCUGGCCAUUGACUUCUCCCCUCGAUGCAGUGAGAACCCGGAGAAGAUCAUCGCUGCCACAGAGCGGAACCUGCACAGCCCGGAGAAGUCGGGUCGGGUCUACACAGAAAUCAUCCGGAUCUGGGACAUCGUCUUGGACCACUGCAAGCUGUCGGACUCCAUCAGGGCCAUCUGUAGCGCCUACAACCGGGGCCGGUCCUGUGUCCUGCGGAAGAAGCUGAAGGGCAUCCACCAAGGCCAGGUGUCAGCCAAUGUGAAAGUCCAAAAGCGCAUACCCCGCUGCUACGUGGAGGACACGGAGGCCGAGAAGAGCCAGGAGCAUGUGAACCCCGAGUAUUUCCCACCGGCCAGCGCUGUGGAGACGGAGUAUAACAUCAUGAAGUUCCACAGCUUUAGCAACAGCAUGGCCUCCAACAUCCUCAACGACACAACAGCGACAGUGGAGUACCCCUUCAGGGUGGGUGAGCUGGAGUAUGCCGUGAUUGACCUCAACCCCAGGCCACUGGAGCCCAUCAUCCUCAUUGGGCGGAGCGGCACUGGGAAGACAACUUGCUGCUUGUACAGGCUGUGGAAGAAAUUCCACAUUUACUGGGAGAAGGCUGAGCAGGCAGGAAGCCCGCUACUGACCAAGCAGUUGUGGGUGAAGAGAAGGUUGGAAGUGGAACCCGGAAAGGAAGGUCCCCAGACGGACGAAGAGGACAAGGAGGAGGACCAGGAAGGUUCCAUGGAAGCGGAAACAGCGGACGGCAUGGACGAGGAGCGGGAUAGCGAAGCCUGUGCAGCGGGACCCAGCGGGGCGCUGGGCGAGCCUGGCCAGGUGGUGGAAGUGUGCGCCACAGAGCAUCCCCACCAGCUGGAGCAUUUACAUCAGAUCUUCGUGACCAAGAACCAUGUCCUGUGCCAGGAGGUGCAGAGGAAUUUCAUUGAGCUUUCCAAGUCUACCAAGGCCACCAGUCACUACAAACCACUGGAAUCCAGUGUCCACAAACUUCAGGACUUAAGGGACGAGAACUUUCCUCUCUUUGUCACUUCCAGGCAGCUGCUCCUCCUGCUUGAUGCUUCCCUGCCCAAACCAUUUUUUCUGAGAAAUGAAGACGGCAGCUUGAAAAGAGCCAUUGUGGGAUGGUCCACCCAGGAAGAGCUGACCAUCCCCAACUGGCAGGAGGAUGAGGAGGAGGCUGAGGCAGAUGGGGACAAUGGCGAGGAGGAUAAAGCUGCAGAAACACGUACGUGUGACAGUGACCCCCGGGUGUUUGUGACAUUUGAGGUGUUCACCAAUGAAAUAUGGCCCAAAAUGAUCAAAGGGAAAACCUCCUACAACCCCGCAUUGAUUUGGAAAGAAAUAAAAUCUUUUCUGAAGGGGUCUUUUGAAGCCCUCAGCUGCCCCCAGGGGAGGCUCACAGAAGAAAUGUAUAAGAAAUUAGGGAGGAAGCGGUCCCCCAAUUUCAAGGAAGACCGGAGCGAGAUCUACAGUCUCUUCUGCCUGUACCAGCAGAUCAGGUCUCAGAAAGGUUAUUUCGACGAAGAAGAUGUUCUGUAUAACCUCUCCCGGAGGCUGUCGAAACUCAAGGUGCUCCCAUGGUCCAUCCAUGAGCUCUAUGGCGAUGAGAUUCAGGACUUCACCCAAGCCGAGCUGACACUGCUGAUGAAAUGCAUCAAUGACCCCAACGCCAUGUUCCUCACGGGGGACACGGCCCAGAGCAUCAUGAAGGGCGUGGCCUUCCGCUUCAGUGACCUUCGCUCUCUGUUCCACUACGCCAGUAGAAACACCGUGGACAAGCAGUGUGCGGUCCGGAAGCCCAAGAAGAUCCACCAGCUGUACCAGAAUUACAGGUCCCAUUCGGGGAUCCUCAGUCUGGCAUCUGGGGUCGUGGAUUUACUUCAGUUCUAUUUCCCGGAGUCUUUUGAUCGCCUCCCCAGGGAUUCUGGCCUCUUUGAUGGUCCCAAGCCAACUGUCUUGGAGUCUUGUAGUGUGAGCGACUUGGCAAUUUUGCUACGAGGGAACAAAAGGAAAACCCAGCCUAUUGAAUUCGGAGCCCACCAGGUAAUCCUUGUAGCUAAUGAAAUGGCAAAGGAGAAAAUUCCGGAAGAGCUGGGGUUAGCCCUUGUGCUAACCGUGUAUGAAGCGAAAGGUUUAGAAUUUGAUGAUGUCCUCCUUUACAACUUUUUUACUGACUCUGAGGCUUACAAGGAAUGGAAGAUCAUUUCUUCAUUUACGUCUUCAUCAUCUGACUCCAGAGAGGAAAACCAACCACUGAUUGAAGUGCCCCUGGAGAAAGCCAGCUCCUCCCAGGGUCGGUCUCUCACGGUGAAUCCAGAAAUGUACAAGCUCCUCAAUGGAGAGCUGAAGCAACUAUAUACUGCCAUUACACGGGCCCGGGUGAACCUCUGGAUCUUUGAUGAAACCCCAGAGAAGCGGGCUCCUGCUUUCAGAUAUUUCAUGAGAAGAAGGUUUGUCCAAGUUGUGAAGACAGAUGAAAAUAAAGACUUUGAUGACAGUAUGUUUGUUAAGACCUCAACGCCUGAGGAGUGGAUCGCACAAGGAGAAUAUUAUGCUAAACACCAGUGCUGGAAGGUUGCCGCCAAGUGUUACCAGAAAGGAGGUGCAUUUGAGAAGGAGAAGUUGGCGCUGGCCCACAACACUGCUCUGAACAUGAAAUCCAAGAAAGUCAGCCCCAAGGAGAAGCAGGUGGAGUACUUGGAACUGGCCAAGACCUAUUUGGAGUGCAAGGAGCCAAAGCUGUCCCUUAAGUGCCUGAGCUAUGCCAAGGAGUUCCAGCUGUCCGCCCAGCUGUGCGAGAGGCUGGGGAAGAUAAAAGAUGCUGCCUGUUACUAUAAGCGAAGCCAGUGCUACAAAGAUGCUUUCAGAUGCUUUGAGCAGAUUCAGGAAUUCGAUCUAGCACUCAAAAUGUACUGCCAGGAGGGGCUUUUUGAAGAAGCUGCUAUUGCAGUGGAAAAGUACGAAGAAAUGCUAAGGGCCAAGACCCUUCCUAUAUCCAAGCUGUCUUAUUCUGCCAGUCAGCUUUACCUGGAAGUGGCAGCAAACUACCUGAGUGCAAAUAAGAUCAAGGAGAUGAUGACUGUCCUCUCGAAGCUAGACAUAGAAGACCAGCUGGUGUUCCUGAAGUCUCGCGGACGGCUUGCAGAAGCUGCAGAACUGCUGAACAGGGAAGGUCGGCGAGAAGAGGCUGCCUUGCUGAUGAAGCAACAUGGCUGCCUGUUGGAGGCUGCCAGGCUCACUGCCGACAAGGACUUCCAGGCCUCGUGUCUGCUGGGGGCUGCCCGCCUCAAUGUGGCCAGGGAUUCAGAUGUAGAGCACACCAAGGCCAUUCUGAGAGAAACUCUUGACCUCUGUUAUCAAACCAAUCAGUUGUCUGGCAUCGCUGAGGCCCAUUUCCUCCAGGGGGUGAUCCUGAGAGACUUUCAAAAGCUCAAGGAUGCCUUCUUCAAGUUUGACACACUCAAUCACUCAGCUGGAGUGGUGGAGGCGCUCUACGAAGCUGCCAGCCAUUGUGAGGCCGAGCCUGAGAAGGUCCUGGCCCUGGCUCCGGGGGGUCUGGAAGUCCUCCUCAAUCUGGUCAGGGCCCUCAAAAGAGUGACCAACAAUGCGGAGAAGGAGAUGGUCAAGUCUUGCUUUGAGUUUUUUGGAAUUUCCCAGGUGGAUGCCAAGUAUUGCCAGAUAGCUCAGAAUGACCCUGGACCCAUAUUAAAAAUAAUUUUUGACCUGGAUUUGAACUUGAAAGAGAAGAAAACAAAAGACUAUUUCUUGAUAAUGACUGACCAAGUGAAAUUAGCCCUCAACAAACACCUUUUGAGUAGGCUGUGUCAGAUCACACGGAGCCUGCUUGGGAAGACCUACCCAGGCGUCUGCAUGAGGUUUAUUGUAGGCUUGAAAUGUGAGGAUGAAAACUGUAAAGAUUUCCACAGGCCUUUGCGGCGUUGUGAGGCCAAGUGUUUGGUUCAGUCAAAAAUGCACUUGGUGGCCAUCAGUGGGUUGCUUUUGGAAGCCAAAAGAGUAUUCCCUAAAAUCUUGGCAGAAGAACUUGAAGAAAUUGAUUAUAUUUUGCCUACAGAUACGUAUGGCCUUUGCAAAUCCUUCCUGAAUGUCCUCUUCCCUAAGCAUUUCCAUCAGAGAGUGUUGUCAGAAAACCCCAUGGCGUGCAAAGAAAUCCUCAAAACAAACUACAAAUCCUUUCGGUCCUGCAGGUCUGCUCUGAAAGAGUACAUCCAUUUUCUGUUUCAAAACAAAAGGGCACGAAGCCGCCGGGAGUCUACGGACCUGUGGCUGAGCGCCAUGCAGGCUUUCCUUGUCUCCUCCAACUAUCCGGAGGAGUUUGAAAAGCUACUCCACCAGGAGGAGGACAGCUACAACAGGGAACUCAAAGCUCUAGAGGCUGAAAAAGAGGAAAGGGGCAGGGGGAGAGGCAGCAAGAUGAAGGGAAUAGAAGGAAAAUUCGGCAUGUUGGCACCCAACAAGGAUGACGACAAUACCGAGAAGACCCACCUUUGCUUCAUCCGGCUGCUGGAGAAUUGCAUUGACCAGUUCUAUGUAUACAGGAACCCAGAAGACUACAAGAGGCUCUUUUUCCGCUUUAUGAAUGUCCUGGUCAAGAGGUGCAAAGAACCGCUCAUCCCCAGCAUCGGGAACACCGUGGCCCUGUUGGAGUUCCAAUUUGUCCACUGUGCGGUGGUUCUGGCCCGCCUCUUGAAGAAUGCCAUCCUCUGCCUCCCCAAGAGCUACAUUGCGCUCUUGCACUACUGGGAGUUCCUGUUCAGCAAGAAAGACAGGGAGCUCGGGGACGUGUUCUGCAUCAUUCAGGAAUACAAACCCAAGGACGUGACAAGGGCCAUUCAGGAUUUCCGGUUCCACCUCUCCUACCUCGUCAAGGUGCUCUGCGGCUGUGAGAACAUGAACUUCAAUGUCCUGCUCGAUGCCUUCGCUGAGAUAGAGUACGUGGUGUCUGGUGAGGCAGAGCGGACCCUGGUGCUGUGCCUGGUGAUGCUGGUGAAUGCCAAGGAGCUCCUGCAGCCGUGCUGCAAACCUCUUCUGCACCGCCACUUCCAGGAGAUCCAGAAGAGGCUGCAGCAGAUGAGCAUGGACUGCCCGGACCAGGUUCCCGAGAGGCUCCUGAAAGUGGUCAAGCGGGUGUUGACGGCAGUCACCGUGAAGUCUGUGGCUGAGGCGCUGCAGGACCUGCUCUCUGAACGGGACGAAGAGUACCUGAUGGACUGCCACUGGCGGUGGGACAGCGUGCACACCAAGGGGCCCGUGGUGCGCGGUCUCUACCACGAGGAAGUGAAACUAAGCCGCCUGCUCUGUGUGGACUCCGUGGACUACCUUGCUGAGCCAGAGUGCGAGUUUGGUCAGGACGAGACAGAUGAGUUGGCCUCAGACGACCGGGACCGCCUCCUGGCUGCUAUCCUUUCCCAGAAGCAGCGGAAGGCUUCCAUCCAGCGGAAGCUGAGAAGGGCCUGCCUGGUGGUGUCCCUGUGCAUCAGCUGGAGGAGAAGGGUGAGUGCGCAGACAGAGUGCUUCCGGGAGGAGACCAGGGAGCCCGGGGUCGGGAACUUCAAGAAGGCCGAUGUCGACAGGACCCAGUGCGACCUGUGUGGGGUGAAGUUCACCGGAGGUCCUGACAACUAUUUCAGCCCCGGGAAGGCAUUUGAGGGAGAGGCUUCAGAGGCGGUGGCCAUUUCCAGGGCCGAGCUGGGAGACACGGAGGGUCGGGAGAGGAAUAGCGAGUCUUACGAGCAGCACAUCCUCCUAGAAGGUCAUCAGAGGCAGCAGGUGGCCUAUCAGAAGUACUCGGAAUUUUUCCGCGAGAACGUGGACCCGGCCAUUGAUGAAGGCAAGCUGGUGGUACAGGACAUUGAGCAGAGCAUGUGGGUCUGCAGUCACCCGGGCUCCAAAGAGCACAGCCACAUGCUGCAGAGGAAGGUCCAGGAGAACAUCAAGAAGGUUUCAGAUACGGUGGAGGACCUCUACAGGCGCAAGGCCUGGGCUGGCGCAGAGGAAGUGAUGUUUCGGUUGGUCAGCAUUCUGAUCCGGUCAGUCAGGGAUGCGCGGGAGUGGCUGAAGACACAACUCCACUUAAAGGAGGAAGGUAUCGUUCAGGAAGAUGAUUACGAAAAUGAAGUGGAAGACUUUGGUGAGCUCCGUCCUCGAAGACGUCUGCGGAAAUGUGGAAAGCAGAGAAAAUACUAAUGUCCACACAGCUGCUGCCUCCUGAGCCUUGAGAACAUUCCAUCCUGACUUAGAAUUCUGAGUGCUCGAGCAGAAGAGAAAAGGAAUGUAAAUUAGCUUUAAAAAGUAGGGGAGUCUAGCAACACCUUUGAUUUUUGUUCUUGUUAUUUUUCUCACCGGUGGCUUUGACCUGAUUACUCUGUCACUUUGAAGUCUAGCAGUGGUAGUUCUCUCUAGAACUUGUUCACAUGAGAGGAGUCAUAGCUGAAAUAACCUGGGGAUGCCUCACCCCAAAGCUCUGACGUUCUCUGGCACAUCCCCAUUGUGACAUGAGUCAUCAGCAAGGGACACCCUUCACCUCAGAGGUGGUGCUGCUCCCGGCCGGGAAAUCCCUCCACGGAUUCCCUCAUCUCCUUUUCACGCGGCUGCAGCAUCAGGAACCCAGUGUGCGCCCGGGGUCCCUGUGGGCCCACCGCUGGCCACUUGUGACCCCAGGCCACACCCUCUGGUCAUCUCUGAACCUACUUGUAGCAAGGUCCCUUCUGUUAUGUACAGUAGCUUCUUCUGUCUGUGCACCUUUUCUGCCCUCCUCCUCCCCAUUUUUUGGGGGGAUGAUUUUCAGCUCCCUGUGCAAGUCACGGUUAGACUACCUCAGAAUGUAGUCCAGAAAUCCCCCCUCCUCCUCCCCCCCUGCCAUGUCCUGUGGGCGGAAGCCUCAGGACUUUUGCCCUAGGAGGCAAGCCUGGGGGAUGUUGUGGGGGGUUCCCAGCCUGCCUCUCCAAGAUGGUCCUAACUCUGCCUUCGCUAUGGUGCAGACAUUCCAAAAAGUGUUUGUAUGUGGCCCUGUGUGUCUCGUUUUCUUGAUUGAAGGAUGCUAUUGCUUCACACCCAAGCCCCACUGAGCCAGCGGCCAUCAGUGUGGUCCCAUUCUGGAGGCCUCCAUGCCGCUCAUGGCUCCUGCCCACCCUCUCCCCUGCCCCUCAGCUCAGCCUGCUGUGAAAGCUUGGGUUAUGUGGGCCCUUCAUCGCUCUGUCCACACAGCAGAGCCCGCUUGCUCCCUGUGUUCUGCUGCUUUUGCUGCUUAUUGUUUUCUCCUUAUCGUCUUUCUAAAUGACUGUUUCCUUGUUUCUAAUUUUUAUUAGGUUGUGUUUCUAAUUUUUAUUCCAGGUGUUUUUUUGUAAACUUUACUUGCCAGAACAAAAGGGAAAAAAACCCAAUCAAAUCUUACUGUAUUAUCACAUUUUUAUAAAGUUAAAUCAUUUCUCUUACCUGGAGCCGCCCAUUUAUUUGUUUCAAGUCUCCACUCAGAGAGUAAACGGUAAAUCCUGGCACUGGUUCUCUCUGACCAGCUGGUUGAUGCUGACCCUGGCAGAAGCUUGCUGUGCCUUCUGAAAUGAAGACAUCCGGGGACUCAGGGCUGGUUGCGGUGUCUCCUGAGGCCUUGCCUGGGCCUCCUGAGCAUUCGGGGUGUGGACUGUACGGAGUUUUGUCAGUGCUGCCUCUGGGACUGCAGCCAACAAGAACAUAGCCCUGGGAGACAGGAGACCUGGAGUCGAAUCCUCUCCCGCCCUUACGGAGCGGUAUAACCUGGGGUGCGUCAGAUCACUGAGUGCCUAGAUGCGGCACCCCUUUGGGGGCUCAGAGUCUGCUGUGAUGGGGAGGUGGAGACGUGGGAAAGAAGCCGUGAUAGAAAUGCAUAUCGCACGGGGUGGCAGCUGCAUUUAUGUAGUCCAGUGGGGCCUCAGUUUCCCCUUUGGGGGAAUCGAAUGGUCCAAGAGCCCUUUGUGCUCUGAUGCCCAGUGGUUCUGUAGGUUGUUGCCAUGGGUUUGAACACCCUCUGGUCUUGGUUGUGUGAUCUCAGGGUUUGCUUAUGUUGGGUGAGCAGGAGAGCUGAGUCUCAGGAAACAAAGUGUCCUCUGAUCCUAUGCUUCGAGGUCCAGGAGGCUCAUAACUGGGCCAGAUGAGUCUGCUGUCUUCUAUAUCAACACUGUCUGAUAGAAACUCCUAGAGAGAACCACUCUCAGGAAUCCACCUUCUCAAUUGUAGGGGGGCUUAGAGUGUGCGUGAGGAGGUUGGGAGUGAGGAAUGGGAUUCAGCGACCGGGUCAGUAAUUCCCACCAAUGACCUCAAUCCACAGGCCCUCCCAGUAGCAGGGGCUUUGGUGUCCCAGGCCUUGCCCAGAAAUCCGGGACGGGGGCUGUGUGUCAGAGAUCCCCAAGACUACUCUCAGGUUUGGUAAUUCACUAGAGGGCUCGUAAGACUCAGCAUGUAGUUGUAGUCAUAGCUCCGAUUUAUUAUAGCCAAAGCAUACCAAGCACCAUCCGUGCGCAAAGGGAGAAGGCACAUGGGCUGAGUCUGAGGUGGGGGUGGGGAGGGAUACCAGGUGCAGGCUUCUGAGGGUCCUCUCCCAGUGGACUCACACAGGACACGCUUAGUUCCCCCACCGACGAGUGUGACAACACAUAUGAAUUGUUGCCAAUCAAAAUUUAUUAGAGACUCAGUGCUCAGAGUUUUUAAUGGGGCCUGGUCAUGUGGGUAUCUUCUGCCUAGAACCUAGCAAAGUCACAGCGUCUCAGAAGGAAAGCAGGCGUUCAGCAUAAACUACAUUGUACAAAUAGUUUGAGCACUUUGAGCCACGGUUAUCAGUUCUGGAGAUGGCAGGAACCCUCCAGAAAUUCAAGUUACCAGACACCAGCCAAGGGGAAACCUUGUAAGCAGGUUUCUUUCAAAAGAGAGCAGUCAGACCUGCUGUGUUAACUCUUUCCUGGGGUUCCGCGAGGCUGGAGCUCUGUCAUGAUCAGCCCCCUAGCUUGCCUUGUGGUCCCUCCCCCCGCCCCCAUGUACCCAGCUGCUGGACAAGCAUGUACAUAGCUAAUGUCUAUCUCUCCUGUAAAGAGGGUGAAUUCUCAGGGACAGUUCAUCUUCCAAAAUCCCAUCAUGAAGAAUCAGCUAUUUUCCUAACUGCCUCAGACGUUAAUUCCACUUCUUUGCAGGCAGCAUUAAUUGUUUGGAAUGGUGUUUAGGGCCCUUGAAGCCUGCUGAGGGAAGGGAAAGGGCUGGAUGGCUCCUACCAACAUGCACAUGCUUUGGCCUGACUGUUCUUAGCCGAGAGCCCUUGUUCUCCUCAAAUUCUCUCUGGGGAAACGGGUUCAGUCUUCCAAUGACUGGAGGAAGGAAGGACACUGAUGUGGGAGCCGACAGCUCUGUGCUGACACCUCAGUAUUUCACCUCAUCACUAGUGGGGGAAAUGGGUCCAGGUGAUGCAUCUUACCUUGGGUCACAGAGCCAUUCUGAGGCAGGGCUGAGACCUGGACUGGGUUUUCGGAGGCUAGCCAGCACUCUCCACGGAGGACUCAGGCACUGAGGUCAACAGCAAAUGUCAGCGAUUCUUUCUGGAGCCCAUCGCCCCAGCCCAGUAUCAGGACAUAGAGUGCACUGACUGGCCCCUGGGCGCUGACACAGCUCAGUCACUUCAACUUCUCACCUGCUUUCUGGCACUGGGGUCUUCCUAUAGGAAAUUAAUGUGUCUUCUCCUGCCACCCACUCAGAACAGGACAAAGCAGCUGCCCAGAGUCAUCCCUAGUGGAUGACAAAGCUCAGCACUGCUCCCCAAGCUGCCGGCUUUACUCUCUCCUGAGUGCACCCACCCUUUACCCCGAAUACUGAAGUUCACAUACUGAAUCCCAUUUCAUCCCCUACCUCCAAACCCAGGGCUGUAGAUAUCAUGUUCACUUUUCCCUUGCUGGCCUGCCUCAGUUUCCCCAGAGUGGUCACUUGUCGUUCAAAAUGAGCCCCAGGUUUGCUGAGCAUCCUGGCCAACAAUGACCAUGGCAAGAGCCCCUGCUCAUGGAGCUCAGUGUAAUUUACAGCUUAUGUCACACCUGUUCUCUGCACAGAAGGCAGGCAUAGUAGUGCUUCCAGGUCCUGGCUGUCCCUAAGGUCUCCUCCUAGCUGGAGUGCGUCAGCUAUUCGUUUCUCUAGUGUCAUGACAUGGGCUCUUCUGGGCUCAUCCCAGGGGGCUGAUCCAGUGUUGCAGGAUGGGCACAUGGCUUGUGGGGAUGUGAGAGGGAGGAGGCCAAGAGAUGGAUGAGGCUUGUACUCUGCCCUCUCUCUAGAGCUCACAGGAUUCUCCAGGCUCGGAUGGGGAGAUCACUCCCAGGGCCCAGGAAAAUGAUUAAGGCUAUAAACACUCCAUGUUAAAAUCCCAGCAACUUCCAGGUUUUACCCAGUAGGUGUAUGAGGUAUUUCAUUUGAAUUUUUGAAUGUGAAUGACAUUGAAUGUGAGUUUCCUGUGUUUCCAUCUGAUUUUAGUAUGGCUUUGGUAAUACUGGGAUUUCAUGAUCUAACAAUAGGACAGUACACAUGAAUUUCAGUUGUACAAGGAAUGUUACAUUUUAUUUAAAUUAAUUAAAAUCCUACUCUGAGCCCUCUUUGGUGGGAAAUUCAACCCAAGUCAUUUUGGGGGACCUUUUGUUUCCUUUAGGUCUCUAAUCUUGGGAGGUCUACAUAGCACAGGUAAAAGGAGGAAGGCCCUCUCUCCUUCAGUUCGUGGUGGCCACCACUGACACAUUCUUUCCAAGCUAGCGGGGGGUCUGAGUUGAUGGGUGACUUUUCUCCUUCCAAGCUGAGCUUGGUGAGGCUAGGAGCCCUGGGACAUCUGGUCCAGCAUCUGUAGAUGAACCACUCAACCAUCAUCCUUGAAGUUUUCCCACCUCCCCAUUGCAUUGCGAUGAAUGUGAAUGCAGGUCCCUAUUGGUCAGGGCAUCCCCUGGCCCCUGCAUCACUCCUGAACUGAGGAGUCCUAGCUACUACCUUGGAAAAGGGGGUGGAACAUAUGGAGAGAACAGUCACAAAUUCACAGCUAAAUAAGGGUUGAGGGCUCUGGUAGGUAGAUUUCAAAGACAGCUACUGUCUAUUUCUUCCUGUCCUUGCAUGUGUGUGUCAUCCUGCCCAUCAAGAGGUGGAGUCAGUUUUCCUUCCCCUUAUGACUUGCUUUGGCCAAUAGAUUGCAGCAGAAGUGACAUUGUCUAAUCUGGGUCUUGCCUUUAAGAAGUCUGGCAGCUUCUGCUUUUCUUUGGGAUAAUCCAGCUGCUAUGUAAGAAUUCAGUUGUGCCAAGGCCACCAUGCUGUGAGGAAGCCCAAGCUAGCCAGGCAGAGAGGCCACAUGUAGGAGCCGCAUGUAGGAGCCCAGGGGCACCAUUCAUGUGAACAGAGCCUUCUUGGACAUUUCAGCCUAGGGCCUGCUCAGUGAGGCCAAUGCAGUGACCCUAGCACCCACCGCACCAGCUGAGGCUUGCCCAAAUUAACUGAGAAUUAACAAAGCAUUAUGGCUUUAAGCUGUUAAGUCUUGGGAUUGUUUGUUACCCAGCAAUAGAUAACUGAAACCAGGCCCUACUACGUGUUAGGUACUAUUAGGCAUGCAUUAGCUCCAGAUCUUACAGCGCUCCAAAAUAUAGUGAUUAUCACAAAUAUGUGUAAAGUGAAGGAGGGGUUUGCCUGAGGUCAGGCAAAUAGGAACUCCCUAUUGGAGCCCAUGCUAUUCUAUAGUUUGCCCUUGGAAGGAAUGGGUUUCAUCCAUCUGUCUGCCUGGCCUAGUGGGGAUCCUAGAACCCUAGCACCCGGAGGAAUCCUAGAACCUAUCCCUGGAACCAAGCAUUUGUCAUCUUAGUCACCUCCCCUCUGGACCUUGACAUCUGGCAGGCCAUGCAGGUUUCACCAGCCGCUAAGACUUGGUUGCCAGGGCAACCUGCAGGGGGAGUUACUAUGACCAACGUUACAGAGUUCUCGUCACUCAGCUCCUGGGUUCUGGUUCCCCCGAGACACUGGCAGCCAAUUGUGCUGGCUAUCACAGAAGGGCAGGUCUGCCCCUAACAUUUGUGGGAUGUGGGGUAAGAAUACAAAGACCUCUCCCCCAUCCUUUCUCUUCGCACCCUUUGCUUCAGCCGACACCACAAAGGGUCUCCUGGCGUGAGUAUGGGCAUUCCAACCAUACGUGAAAGCUCAUCACAUAGCUUCAUCCUUACUUCCCUGAACAGCCACUCUUGGCUUCCCCUUGGAUCCAGCACAUCGGUGGGGAAGAGGCUCAGGGAGAUUUGAGCAGGGGGCUCCUCACUAUGGGAAUAAAAUCUAGAGAAAGCUGUGGACACAUACUCUUUUUCCAGGUCUGGGGCAGAGUAUAUAGCUAAGAACACAGCUUCGUGCUACUUCUCUUGGUCAUUUCUCCUCAUGCAUCUGCUCCUUCAGUGUCCUUGCAGGAUAGGAAUCCAGGAUUCAUAGAUGCUCCUGCCAUAAUAACCAUCUUAAUCGUCUCAAUGCCUAACAUCUCAGUCUUUGUCUUUCUGUCUGUCUGUCUGUCGCUCUCUCUCUCUCUCACACACACACACAUACAAUUAUCCCUGGCCUUCUCCAGCAGGCUGAUCUGGGGUCUGGGAUGCCUUGAAAGCCCUCCUGGAUCAAUACCGUGUAAUGGCCAGACAUCUAUGUCGUGGGGAUCAUCCUUAAGUUUAUGAUCCAGAGGAUGUGUAAGCCAAAGCAACAGGUAACUGCUCUUCCUUCUGCCACAAAUAUCUUUCCUAAGAAACUGAGGCUGGCUUUGUCUGAUCUUGUCAUUCUAAAUAUGCUUCGAAGAUCCUGACUGGAGAGCGCAAGGUCAAGUGGGGGCAGCCAGAGGCCAUCUCCCCACCUGGCAACCAUGAUAACAGCACAGAGGUUAGGAGCUCAUGGGAAGCUUCCCCGUUUAACCUGAUAAACUUCCAGCCCUUACCACAGCAAAGAAACCAGGUCUGCCAACAAAAGUAGACAGCUGAUCCUCACUCCCACCCACUACCCAGGAAAAUGUGUCUCCCCACUUGCUAAGGGGGAGGGAGAAGCCAUCAGCAAGGUACCGGGCGUUCUUUAGGUGGGUUGUUGUCUAGAAACGUCUCCUGGUGCUGCGGAAUUCUAGCCCUAUUCAGAAUUCUCUGUUGUCUGCCUAAGACAUAUCACAUGGCCCUCCUCAGUGGUGAUGGGACCUGAAUACCUGAUAGGACCUUUGAGGGGGGAUGGGUUACACUAGGGAAGCAGGGUAUUGUCACCGCAGUAUCUUUGAAGUAAGAUGUAAGAUUGAAAUUUGGCUUCCUUCACUGGUUGUGGGAAUUGAGACAUGUUAUUUAAAGUCUCUGAGCCCAUUUGGGCAUUUAUAAAAUGGAAAUAAGGACAUGAGCUUGUAGCUUGUUUAUAAUUGCAUUAUCCUCCCUUGUUCCCUGUUUUUCUUCCAUAGAUGGACCAAGAAUGGGAAAAGAUUUCAGGCAGGGACCUGUUUCCAGGGCAAGAAGGGGUGGUCACGAGUAGAGACCAGCUCUGGGGACAGAGCUGGGUUAGCUUUUGUAUGCCCUUUACGGAGGUGGGGACAUUUCUAAGCGGGCUUUGUUUCCGGGGACUCAACCUUCUUUUAGAGACUGAGGCUAUUUUUAAUCCAAGUUUUAGUGAUUCUGCGGGACAGCUGUUUCAGGGAAAUAUGUAGGCCAGUCCGUGAUAUUUGGAGUCAUGAUUUUAAGGUUAGGGAGUGGGAUGGGAUGGGGAAGAACUAGAAUAACUUUGGAGUUUCCAGAGGCAUCCAAAGAGAUCUACACCUACCCUGGAGAACGCUGCAACCCAAAUUCACUUGGUGGCCCCUCAAGAGUCGAGAUGGGCUGAACAGAAGAACUUUCUUUUGUUACACUUCAGGGGGAGUGCGAGCUUCUGCCCUGUUUCUGUCCCCAUCUGCCAUUACCAAAUCACGAUGGAGAGCAGACUGGCAAUGCCCGUGUCGGAGAGGCUGUGGGAGAAGGGGUCCCUCUCACGCUGCAGUGGAAAUAAGACUGGUACGGCCCUUCUGGAGGCACUUUGCCAAUAUCUAUUAAAAUUAAAACUGGAAUCACCUUUGAA